GAAAGACGCACAGGUGUAGAGGAAAGGGGAAUCUGAAGAUGCACAUGGCAGCCACAAAUGCAGUGUUCACCAGAAACCCGUCCGCAGCUUGCUGCAAGGAGUCAUAUUAAGGUUGAAGAGAAGGAGCUGGACUUUGUCUUUGAGUUGGUGAGCGUGCAGUUUAACCAGACGGGUCAGUACCAGUUGAUUCUGACCGCGGAGAAUCCGCUGCUGGACAACUCUGGAUCUGGGGUCCGAUUAAGAGUCAAUGAUGGGGAGGUUCUCCAAACCAACUCAAGCUCCACCGGUACCAUCAAGCAGGCGAAUGUGGACAACAUGUAUACCUGCAGCCCUAACAAGUUUGUCUUCACACUUCCUAAAGGAUAUUGCAAGAACGACAAAAACCACGAUGUGCGUCUGAAAGUGGAAGCCAUUCUCCUGACUGACUCUGGCGCCGAGGAGGCCACUAAAGCUGGUGAGGGUUUCUUUGCCAUCUACCCACGCACCAACGCGCCACGCAUCAACUUGUUUGCCGGGCCGGAUGAGGAGCUAUACCAGUACAGCGGCAUCAUGGCACUCCUCAGGACCCACGACGACUACCUGGCCAUGCACUGCGGCCGCUUGGCCUACACAGUGGCCUUCCACGAGACGCGGCCGGUCAUUAUAGACAGGAGCAUCGGCCGUCUUCCCCCUCCACCUUCGGUGCUGCCAGGGGAUGAUGGCACGGGAGGGCAGGGGCACGAGAAGCCUGAUGGUGGGCCUCCUCCAUCAUCCUCAGGCCCCACUACAUGUCCAGGGCCUCCAUUGCUGCUAGAGGAGAAUGAAACCAGGGCCCAGGAGGACCCAGAAGACUUCAGACCUUCUCCACCACCAUCUCCACAGACCACAGAAGCAAAGCUCAUACCCAUGGAGCCAGAUGAGGAUGGUGAGAGCCCGCCCCUCUCACCGAGGUGUGGAGUCUUCCUAAAGCCUGGGUGGAUCAGCAAACUCCCCCCACCCACCUGUGAGGAUGGUUUGAUCCUCCUCCCUCUCGUGGACACCCCUGUCCAGUCUUCCCUGCCACUUCCUUAUACACAUGUGAUCGAGUCUCCACGGCGCCGAGGCGAUGCUGCCAGCUCCCUCCCCCAGCCCUGUGGUCACGUGUCCCGUCCCGGUGAGCUGGUGGCCUGCGUCAUCGUGCACGGGGCCACCAGCUUACCGCCCCUCAGAGACGGGGGCGUCCCGCAGCCUUUCGCCUCACUGGCAACCGGAUCGUCGGAGGCCCGUGGGCGUCGGAGCAGAGGGGUGACCCGCGGCACUCUGCAGCCCACUCACAGCCCCUCCUGGGAGGAGACGCUGGCAGUCGAGCUCCAGGAUGAGCAGGCCCGUGGAGAUGUGCUGGUGCUGAGGGUUGCAGACAGCGGGAGCAGGGAGCUGCUGGCGUACUACCGGCUCCCUGUGGCUCACCUCCGGCCUUUCCAGCACUACCACCUGGAGCUGGUACAGGAGCACCCAUCUGUCCCAUCAGGAGUGCGUCUGUAUGUCAGCGUGGUGCUCAAAACCAGCAUCCUCCCCAGGCAGCCCUGUUUCUCCUUCACAGGCUUCGAGGUCUUACUGGAGGCCAUGACUGACUCGCUGAAAAAUCCUGUUGGGCCUUUGCUUGCUGUCGCCCGCAUUGUUGCAGAUUAUGACUUGUACAGGGACACCAUACUGCUCCAUAGCCCAAGCCUGGCGGGCGUUGCGGUGACCUUGGUGCCCUUCCCUGCCCCCCAGGAGUCGGCCCUCUCUCUGCCCCCCCUCACCACUCAUGGCCGCCCACAGGUGUCCCCGGCAGGCUGUCCCCAGGAGCGGCCCGUGUGGAGGCACAGCUUCCUGUUCCUGGGGCGAGACUGCGCCACCGUGUUCACGGCCGGAGCGGCGCUGGUGCUGGAGCUCUACCCCACCACCACAGUAAUGAAUUCAGUGAGUUGGCACCUGCGUAGCCCAGUGGGAUUCUGCAUGCUCUUCCUGGACCAGAGCCUCUACAGGAAGCUGAUGUCAGAGAGGGGACACAGGGGCUUUAGAGUGCCACAGCUCCCCCUGCAGCGUCCAGACUCCAUCUUGAGCGAGGCGGACACCAGUCUCCUGCCCCGUUUGGACCCUGAGCAGCAGGAUGAGUCGGCGUCCUCCAUGACACCCACCCCCCACUCUCCCCCGGACCCCCCCACACCUCUCCCUUUCCCAUCAGCCCCACAGCAGGAGCCAGACCCCCCCACAUCACCCACCCUCCAGCUCUCCAUAGACCGACUCACCCCGCCUCUGCCUGACACGGGGCCUGAGCAGCAGAGAGCCAACAUGGAGCUGGCCUUGAGCAACCCAGACAGGGAGGAGGAGGAGGAGGAGGAGGAGGAGGAGGAGUACUGA
Molecule: messenger RNA, 2361 nt
Organism: Sardina pilchardus (European sardine)
Lineage: Eukaryota; Metazoa; Chordata; Actinopteri; Clupeiformes; Clupeidae
Product: coiled-coil domain-containing protein 33-like
Exons: 14
Coding region: 58-2361 (767 amino acids)
Cellular component (GO): peroxisome
Source: RefSeq, a predicted model, not a curated record